AUGCUCCCCCGCUCCUUUGCUCCCGGCUGUUUGCCGUCGCGGCCGCUAGGUGUCAGCAGCUCCGCCGGGCUGUCUGCUGCCGUCAGCUGUUCCGUCCGUCGGCACCGGCGGCUCCAGUGGACCCUUUGGUGUGGUGUGGGGUGGGAGCCGGGCUACCGCUCCGAGAUACUGUCUCCCCGUGCUAAGAACGAGGGAUCGACUGGACCCACCACUGUCCGCUCAACAUCAAAGGUCUCCACCAUGGGCAAGUGUGAGCUGCCAUUCACGGAGGAAACGGGCGCGCCGGCCCGGCCGCUGAGCCCGUGCGUUCUCGAGAAGGCCCGCCUGGACCUCAACGAGGACGAACAGGGCCGCGAGCGGGCGCUGGAAGAGCUGCGCACGUGGAUUGGCCGCAAUCGCAACAUACUCACUUGCCGAGAAG
Messenger RNA from Amphibalanus amphitrite, 421 nucleotides. RefSeq lists its product as uncharacterized. NCBI's taxonomy places the organism in Eukaryota, Metazoa, Arthropoda, Thecostraca, Balanomorpha, Balanidae. The transcript is spliced from 3 exons. The annotation marks the transcript as partial. The record is from RefSeq and is a predicted model, not a curated record.